This is a messenger RNA of Rhagoletis zephyria (snowberry fruit fly), 1492 nucleotides long. RefSeq lists its product as uncharacterized. The record is from RefSeq and is a predicted model, not a curated record. NCBI's taxonomy places the organism in Eukaryota, Metazoa, Arthropoda, Insecta, Diptera, Tephritidae.
AUUAGAACAAAAAAAAUCUUCAAAACCGUCAGCCCGGAAACCUCGACUAGUACUUCAUGUUUAUCGUUUAUCGUUUAUCUGUCAAUACUUCAACUGCAUUGUACAAUGCAACAAACAAUGCAGCAAUACGUCAAAUCUUUGUAGUGACAGUUCUUCAAUACCUCAUACCUCCAUCAGUACUUCAAUACUUCAACCUCCAACUGCUGUGGAAUUGAGGAUAUUUAUCCCUAGUUUUCACAUUUCACUGGAAAGGACUAACUCAGAGAGCAGCAUAUCCGUUUCCGACAGCUUGCAAAUUUUAUAACCGUUGAAAUUCGAAAUGCUGGCGCCCGAUAAGUAUCUCACUCCUAUGAAACAAAUGACUGGCGCUGAAGAAAAUCGACACUUUCUGCGUGCUUUUAUUCACACCUAUCGCGAUCUUCCAGUUCUUUGGGACACUUCUCUACGGGAUUACACGAAUCGAGACAAACGAGCCGAAGCCUACGAACAGCUUGUCCCAAUCUAUCGCUACCUCAAACGUGAUGCAAACGUAGAAGAUGUAAAGAAGAAGAUUAACACAUUGCGAACAAACUACCGAAAAGAGUUAAAAGUUGUGGAGAGCGCCCGUCGAAAUGGUACCGUUCAUCAUCCACGUUGUUGGACGUUUCAUGAAUUGGAUUUUCUACGCAAUACCGAGAAAUUUCUGGCAGUCAAUCCAAGUACGCGGGGCGAUAAUUUCUCAGCAUUUAGCGAAAAUUCACAGUCGCAAGCAUCAUUUAUCGAUCCACCAGCAUCAACUUACAAUUUCCGCACAAUGAUGGGCGUGGGUACGGUUCAAUCACCCCCGAGCAUUGCCGAAAUGUUUCACAAAUCUUUUGGGAACUCUCAAAAACUUGAUCCAGAGCGGACACCUCCUCCAACUACCACAUCACAGUUAUCUGUUGCAAAUUCGGCGCCAAAUGUACAAACCACAAACUCCGCAGAAUACAAUCAUGCAAGACAGGAAUCGGAAUCGCCAGUAGGACCAGCAAAGCGUUCACGUUAUUCGCCAUCAAGCGGUGCAGUUGCAGCUGGCCAAACACCAGAUGAACUACUCAGCAUAGCUUGCGAUUAUCUUUCAAGUACGUUUCCUGAAGAGGAAUCCAUCGCACGAACCUGGACGCAUAAGCUUAAACGUNUUACGAAAAUUAUCAGAACUAAAUUUCAUUGUAGCUUUAAGAUAAAAAUUAAUAUUUUAAGCCAGAGAUGCAUUGCUUCUUUAACCAAGUACAUAUUUGAUUUUUUAAUUCGUUAUCAAAUUGUUUGGUCAGUACUAUUACGGUGACCAUAUUUAUGCGAGCCGAAUACGUGACAAAAAGUAAUUUUGCUAAUUUCUUCCAUAAAAGCUAACAGAUCUUAAUUAAUUCUUAAAUGAUCUUAGAUGUAUGUAUUAGCCCUGAACCCGCAUCCUUAUAGUAACAUUACAAAUUUGUCGGAAAUCUUUCUGGAGAUUUUUACUCCACAAAAUUUUUUA